Molecule: messenger RNA, 3998 nt
Organism: Klebsormidium nitens
Lineage: Eukaryota; Viridiplantae; Streptophyta; Klebsormidiophyceae; Klebsormidiales; Klebsormidiaceae
Source: the annotation of a GenBank genome assembly
GGAGAGUUGCGCUCCGAGUCCUUGCUCAUGGAUUUGCUCGUUCCGCAACAGCCUGGUUCAAAGUUCAGCCACAGAGGGACAUUGCAAGGACGCAUUCGAUACCCGGCUCAGGAAAGAGCAAAGGGGGAUGGCCUGCUAGCUCUUCGAAAGUUGCGGUGCUCUGGGGACUGUUUCAUUCACUGUUGGGGCCACAGCCAGAGCGGCUUCAAGGGCGAGGAAAAAGCGCGGGGGUCUAGCUCCCUCCAAUGUGUAAACAGGGGCAGUCACCUUAUGUUCGUUACUGUCUUCCCACAGGGGGUUGGACAUUUCGAGAAGCACGCAUGCGCGAGUUGGUUGGCAAGACACUGUCAACCAUUGAUCAAUAGCGCACCGCAAGCAAAAAGUAGCCUUAUAGUCUCUUGAAAACAAGCUUGAAAAACUAGAGAGUGAAAAGCAGCUGGAUCAAGGAUGCCGUCCCCGAUGGUAUACUUACGCCCACUCCUGCUUUUGGGGCUCGCACUCAGCUGGGGCCGUGCAGAGGGCCAGACACUCUCUGGCGAUCUGGCUGCGCUCCUGUCUCUCCAAGCAUCGUUCGCCCCAAACCCAAUCUUUGCGUCCUGGACCGGGAUCGAUCCGUGCGGGUCCCGAUGGAAGGGAGUCUUCUGCGCCAACGCGUCCGUCCUGCGGCUAGACCUGAGCAAGGCCGGGCUGUAUGGCAUCCUCACUCCGCAGCUGGGCAACCUCGUCAACAUGGAAGAGCUGUACUUGAAUGACAACAACAUUACGGGGACCAUUCCUCCGGAGCUGGGCAACAUGACGGACAUGGUCCACCUAUGGCUCCACGACAACCAGCUGACGGGGACCAUUCCUCCGGAGCUAGGCAACAUGAAGCACCUCCAAGAUCUGACGCUGAACAGGAACAACUUGACGGGGAACGUGCCCGCCACGCUCAGCAACGUCACCAACCUCAGCGUCUCCAACAACCGGCUGUGCAGCGAGACCGUCGGCAAUACGUGCACAAGCCCACCCUCCGUCUCUGAUUCCCCCACCCCGGCACAGAUCCUCAUUGGCCUGCUAAAGAACCCCCCCGUCGCGACUAUGCCGCCUCCUGUUGCCACUCCGACCCUCCCGCUGGCAAUCCCCCCAACCCCGGUGGUUAACCUAACCCUCCCGGUUAACACCACCGCAACGGUGGCAAACCAGAGCAUGCCGGUGCUAAACGCCACAGCACCGAGCAUCGCCUUCGCCCCUGCUCCAUUCAUGCCGAUAUCCGCACGGGUGAAUACCUCUAAUGUCGUCAACUCCUCUUCAGCGGCAGUAAUGAAUCCCCUGGCAAAGGGGAACGCGACAUGCGGUGGGUGUUACCCGUCGAAUACGACGCUAGGGCUGGAUAACUGCACGUGCGUGCUGCCCAACGUGUACUUCCUCCAGUUCAGCGAACCGGUGCUGGCAGACGUCCAGGCCAACAGCAGCCUGCAGAACACGCUGGUAGACACGCUGGCAUUCAAACUUGGACUGCAGAGGGCGCAGGUCCGGGUCGUCGACACGCGGGGGCCGCAAGUGCUCGCUGCAAUCCAGAUUUUGCCCCUGGCGGGCCUGCACCUGGACCUCGACCAGUCGGCCUUCCUGACAACGCGACUGGCAACCAACGCCGUCAACUUCACUGCGCCCUUCACGCCCUACCGCUUCCUCACCCCGUUGAACCCGCUCCAUCCAUUCCCCAUCUCGACCACCAGCAGCAAGAACGACGGCGUGCUGAUCGCCGUCUUCUUCGGCCUCAUCUACCCGCUCCUAGUUCUCGCCGGCACCGUCGGUUAUCUGUGCCUCUGGCGAAAGGGCGGACGCGACCGGCCGGUCCGUCGGGACAUGGAGCGAGGCGAGCUGACGGAAGCAGAGAAAGAUGCGUGGCAGCAGCGCAACUCUGGCAUCAUCCGCAGCAGCUCCCUCGAGGGCUCCGGCGGCGGCAGCGGCACCAACCCCUUCCGCGAGCUCAACGCAAACCGGCAGGUCUCCAAACCGGCCGGAUUCAAGAAGCCCGCCCCGCCCGCGUUUUCCGCCGACACCGAGAACGCGAGCGAGCGCGAUCACUGGGGCGGGCAGUGGGACCGGGUGCGGCCCCAGGUGCGGCAGUACACUCUGGCGUACCUGCAGCAGGCGACCGGGAACUUCUCCCGGGGGAUCGGGGAGGGCAACCUCGCCAAAGUGUUUGUGGGCCGCAUUGAAGGUGACGUGCCAGUGGCGGUGUCGUGCCUGCGCAACGGCGCCGUGGUGCGGGCCAAGGACUUCAGCGCCCACGUGGCGAUGCUGAGCAGCAUGGCGUCGCCGCACCUAGUUGCGCUGCUGGGCUACUGCUGCGAGGACGCGCACAAGAUCCUCGUCCACGAGCUGUGCAUCAACGGCAGCCUGCACGACCGCCUGCACGGUCAGACCGGUUCGCCGCCUCUGGACUGGAGCAAGCGCCUGCGCGUCGCCCGGGGUGCUGCCCUGGGCCUGGCGUUCCUGCACGAGGGCACCAACACGGCGCUGGUCCACACGGGAAUCAAGCCCAGUAACAUCCUCGUCGACCAGGACUUCAACGGAAAGAUCGCUGGUUACGGCUCCGCCUACCUAGCGGGCGAUCUGGGCGCGAGCGCGCCCGUGCUUGGCAGCUUUGCUUACCACGCUCCGGAGAUGACGUCAAGCGGCAUCGCUUCGCCCAAGAGUGACGUAUUUAGCCUGGGGGUCAUCCUGCUGGAGCUGCUCACGGGUCGGCGGCCCGUUGACACCAGCCAGCCCAAGAGGCAGCAGAGUCUGCUCACCUGGGUCCUCCCGCAGCUGGAGGGCAGCGGCAAGAAGUUCUUCUCCUUCGUGGACCCCGCGCUGAAGCACACCGUGUCGCGCCCCCACCUCGCGGGCCUCGCCGCGCUCGCCAAGCGCUGCCUCGAGGGCGACCCCGCAGACCGCCCCACGGCCGCGGAGGUCGCCCAGCAGCUGGGCACCCUCGGCCUGGACGAGACCGUGGAUCUGGAAGCCAGCGUGGGGUCCGUGAGCACCAAAGAUUUGCUGCGGCGCGAGGCGAAUCGCAGCCCCCUGAGACGGACGAUGACGCCCAUGGAGAAGGUCCCCGAGGCGAUGUCCGAGGUGGACCUCAGCGGGGACGACGGCAGCCGCGCGGUCGCGGGCCACAAGCACGCCCGCCACGGCAGCCACUCCGGCGGCCGCCAGGCCGGCUCCUACGCGGGCAGCCUUCCCCGUUCCGGUUCUUCCGGUGGGCGGAACGCUCGUCCGGUCAGCCCCGCUCCGGGCCGAGGCCCCGACCGGAUUCCGGACCCUGCCAAGCGGAAGCCCGCGCGCCUUGUGUCAAACAGCGGGUCGGGCGCGGGCCUGACUGCGGAGCCGGAGGGCGUGCGCGCGCGCAGCGCCCCGCGGAGGCCGCCGGCCGCCGCCGAGAAUCUGUUGGAGGAGCAGCCGUUGACGCCGCCGCCCAACAGGAGCAGGAGCCCAUUCGGAUGGGGCUCUGCGGCCAGUAGAAACCGGCCCGCCCCUGAGCCGCAGCCCAGCCCUCCCCCGGUUGCUCGUCCCGGUCACAGAAGGGCGACUUCGGGGCAGGAGAACGAGCCCCCUGCUGCCGCCUACCCGGAAAGCAGGAGGCAACCAGGUCACGCGCGAGGCGGGUCUGAUAUGAACAGAUACUAGGCCAAGUGCAGUUUUUGAUCGCCAAGUUCGGACGUCAGCAUCGACUCGACUUGAGAUUGGAGGCAGUUCGGAGAGUAAAGCGUCGCUUUUGCUGUGGGCCCUAUGACUCGUAGGGCUCCGACUGCAGUUUUUAAGGUAAUGACAAGGGGUGCUGCUCGUAUACAGCUUCACUGAGACGGAGGCUCGGCUGGUAGUACGUACCGGGGUAAUUCAAAAGGACAUGCUAGAAGUCAAGAGCAUCGACCAAUAUUGAACGUUCAGCUGCGGCUGAAGUACGGAUACGUCACUACUUUUUGAAAUCAAUCAGAAAGUAGCUCCACUGUUCCUUUACCUGCAAAUCUGCA